AGGCUCCCUGGCCUAGGCCCUGUGAAGCAAUGUGGCUCACCUCCAUACUGCUUCGCUCCUUUUAGAAAGGGUUAGCUGUGUUCCUGCAGCACUGGGGCUGCUUGGGCCAUGGACAGACACAGCAGCCCUAGAGACAGAAGGAUUGCUCUGUUCCAAACACCUGAAAUAUUCUGCCAUAUCCCCCUGAGAAUAUUUAUUGUGUGUCCCAAGAGUGGCAUGAAGGAAGGACCUUGCUGAAAGCCUUGGAGGACUCUGAGGGCACAGGGAGCCAAAGAGGUCACCAUCUCACCUGUAGUAUCUAAAGGGAGCAAAGCUGUCCCCUGAGCAGCUGUGAGGUUCAUUCACAGACAGAAACAGGUUGAUCAUUCCCAAGAAAGCUGAGGAGUGACGUAUUGCUUGUGCCAUGUGGAUGGCUGCCAGCACAAGGAGUAAGGAGGGACACCCAUGAUGCUCUCCCAUUGUGCAGCCUUGCCUAGAAGGUGAGAGUUGCGUUCAGCACCUUCCUAUUACAUUUAUGGAACUACGCCAGCAAUAAUAAGUGUUUUCCCGUAUGUGAAAUAAGGGUGUGUGCUUUCUAGCCUUUUGAUUUUUAAUUCAGCUGCGGAGCCAAGCAAAAGGGUCGGGGAAGAGGCACAGGUUUCUGCGCUCUGGUUGUUUGCUGUGCAUGAUCUGCUCGUGUUGAUUGUGCAGAGUUUGGAGCAGACAGACAACAACAUGAAAAGAAGGAGGCAGAGAUACAAGAGCACACUGAAAAAAUGAGAGCUGAACUUUGGUCUCAGCAACUAGGCCAGGCACAGGCAAGAAGCUGGGAGGGAACACAGAUGGGACAGAUGACCCAAAAUGGCCAAAGAGAUAUUCCACGCCAUGGAACAUCAUGCUCAACUACAAAAACUAAGGUGAAAGCAGUCGUCUUAGAUCCAAGAAAUGACUUUAGUGUGGAUCAAAUCCUUACCAAAAAAGAUGUGCAAAAUCUCAUCCAGCUCUGUGUUACCAGGCUGCUUGACACAACAAACCCAUCUCUGAGCACGAUUAAGAUGCAAGUUUACUUUGAUAUGAACUAUGCAAACCGAGCUGAAUUACUCAGUGAGCGGCUCCGGGUUCUGGAGGGAAGGCUGGCUCCUGUGGUCAGAGGUAUCACAGGUAGUCGUCCCCAUGUGCAAGAAGAAAUGGAGAAUGUGUAUCGCAAGAUCAUUAGCUAUGUGCUGCUGAGCUCUGGCCUGGGAUCCCCCACCGAUGCUGCAGUUGUCAGGGAGGUAACAGCUGCCCUGCAGAGUGUGUUGCCCCAGACAGAGAUGAUUACUUUCAUCUCGCUCAGUAAGAAGAACAAAGAGCAACAGCUGAAAAAUCUUGCCAUGCUGGUCACCGGAAUUCGGUUGUACAACAAGGAAUGUGGGAAAGGAGGAAGCAACAUUGAUGACUUGCCAGGCAUUCUGAGUGAAGCCAUUCCAUCAGCUACACGGGUUGUCGAUGAAGAUCUUAACACUUGCCAUACACUAGCCCACCAGUACACAGCUCUGUUGGAAUCGAUGCAGGAGGACCAACACAGAUAUACACAGCUCAGUUCUUUUAAAUUAAAAGAAGCACUGUUCAAUGUGAGACAAUAUGAAGCCUUCCUUUGCAUCCUUCUGUCGGAUGCAAUUACAAGUGCUCAAGAAGUUGAAAAGAUGAAUGUGCAGUUUGCAGCAACAAUGGAGCAGCUGAAAAACACAGUGCAGAAUAAGGCUUCUGUGGAUACCAAAGAGGUUUUCCCUCUAUUUGUUGCACUUGCUAACCUCUGGACCAGCUUUCAGAAUGAGAUGCUACUGCUAAGCUUCCUCACAAAUAUGAUUAACAACCUGCAACAGUUCUUGGAAAUCCAUUCACAGCUUUUUCCUGAGGAAGUGCUAAUGUCUCUUCUGGAAGGAGUGACUGUGAAAAGUGAUGAGGAAAGGAUAAAAGAAACCAUGGGAACCAGAGUGAGUGUUUCUGAUUUUAAGAACCAAGAGUGGCUUUUUCCAGAGACUGCUGAUAAUUUUGAUCAGUUGCUAAUCCAGUACCAUGGUUUCUGUGCACAUGCAAUUGGUGUGAAAGGCCUCACCCUCCCAGGAAAUCCUGCCAUUGGAAUUUUGAAGCACAAGGAGAGAUACUAUGUUUUCAGUUCCAAAGAAGCUGCAUACAUCUUUGCUCAAGAUCCAGAUAAGUUCAUUCAACUGAAUGCAGAAAAAGCAAAAGAACAUGCAGAGCUAAUUCAGCUGCUCGAGCUUUGUCACCAGUUUGAAUACCUUGCUCCAUAUGCACAGGCCAGAAAUGCAGGCAAAUGUUUGAUGAAACCAACCACAAAAUGUGAUAAUAGUACUCAAACUGAUACUCAUAUCUUGCCUCCAACUAUUGUGACAUCCUAUGAAUGGAAUGAAUGGGAACUGAGAAGAAAAGCUAUAAAAUUGGCCAAUUUGCGACGCAAAUUAACUCAUGCCACGCAGACUGAUCUCAGCCAUAUGAGAAGACAGAACUCCACCCAAGUGUACUUGCCAAAAGAUGUUAGCACCCAGACUAAGUGUGACAACUCAAGCAAUGUACCCAGACCACAGAUUUUCUUGGAAGGUCUCCAAGGAGGAUCAUCUCCUACUACUCAUAUGGUCAAAGUAGACUUAACAAGAGCAGUAGAUGAAACCUAAGUGAAAAUGAAAAACCUAAAGAUAUAUAUUGAAUGUAUAUAUUAAAAUCCAUGCAUAUAUCUGAAUUAAGAUGCAAAAUAUUUUACUGUGUCAUUUGAUUCCAGGAGCAGUUGAUUUACUUCAUUUAUCUGUUGGGGCUGCUGACUGGUAUGAAGUGAUGGAAAUGAUAAGCCAGAUUUUAAACAGCAAUUUAGAAUCAACAUAUUCCCAAAGACUAUAACUUAAAUUAACAUUUAAAUGUGUAGUCUGUGUUCUGGGAUUUUCUUGAGGUUUUAAUGCAAUGGUUGCUUGCUGGAACACUCUUGUUAAGAGACAUGUCUUUGGUACAUGAAAAGUAUAGUGUAAGACAAAUAGCUUUUAUGAGAUAUGGGGCCAAUGCUGCAGCUCCUACAGAGGUGUAAUUCCCAUUGGUGUGAAAUAACACUGAUCCCAGGAAGGUCACCCGAAUGUCACAGCUCCACCCCUAGAGCAGAAUCAAGAAGGUGAAACCAGCAGAGUGACCUCAGUCGCUGUCCCUGGGCCUGUCCAUUUGUGCUGUUGUUAUCCCAAGCGUCUUUGCAGGGCAAUAGGUGUUACAAGUGUAGGCCAAGGCACGGAUGUCAAGGGGACAAAAUCAAUCUCAGAUGGCUCUGGCAGCCUUUCAGGUCUAGUAAUUUCUAUAUUCGUUGGCUAAACAGAGUGCUGGUGUGCACACUGGAAACCAUAGGAACUUCACUUCAGGGCACCUUUUUGAAAGCUCUGUUUCACUUCUCUUUGAAAAAAACUAAAGCACAACAGGAAAAGAUUUUUAGCUUUAUUUCAUUGUGGCAGGGAAAUAGGUGCCAGAUCUGAUUAACACAAUUGCACCUAGUGCUUCGGUUUGUGCAAAUCUGAAUCAAUCGAGCUUUAAGAUGAAACAUCUUCUCAAAUGGAAAUAGAAGGUACUUUAAAACAGAGAUACUUUUCACAACACAUUACUAUGUGCAAAACGUCCAGGUGUGCAAUGUGAUUGCAUAGAGUGUGCUGAGGUUUCUAAAUCUCUUUUUUGGUUAGGUGCAGCAUGUUGCAGCGUGAAUUCCUGGGUCAUUGUUACACAAACUUGUGACAGUAGAGGUCAAAGAUUCAAGCUGCUGGGUGAUUUUUCUAUGGCAUUGUGCAGGAUAGCAUUCUGUUUUUGUUUAACUCUCUUCAAGGUAUCUGGCUUUAAAGUUAUACAGCUGGGACAAAACCACAAGGCGUCAUUAAAAAAAAGGAGCAGGAGGGAAGCACAGAAAGAACUUAGCAAAAUGGUUUUUCCCUAGGUGAUUUUCUCUUUUGUGAAAAUAAACUAAUCAGUAGCAGCCAGAUGUGCUGCUUCUCCAUGUUUUUAAAUUAUGAGCUGGCACCAGUUUUUAGAUUUAUUCAUAAAUAUAUGAAUGCUAUUACCAGCUGCACCUUUUUUUCUUCCCA
Molecule: messenger RNA, 4082 nt
Organism: Athene cunicularia (burrowing owl)
Lineage: Eukaryota; Metazoa; Chordata; Aves; Strigiformes; Strigidae
Gene: CFAP206
Product: cilia and flagella associated protein 206
Exons: 13
Coding region: 756-2654 (632 amino acids)
Biological process (GO): regulation of flagellated sperm motility; sperm axoneme assembly; regulation of cilium beat frequency
Cellular component (GO): ciliary basal body; axoneme
Source: RefSeq, a predicted model, not a curated record